Nezara viridula (southern green stink bug) is the source of this 648-nucleotide messenger RNA. NCBI's taxonomy places the organism in Eukaryota, Metazoa, Arthropoda, Insecta, Hemiptera, Pentatomidae. The record is from the annotation of a GenBank genome assembly.
UGAGAAGCGUGUACCGAAAAGAAUUGGCUAAAAUAAAUAAAUCGAUUCGAUCUGGGGCUGGAGAAGACGAAAUAUACAAGCCAUCUCUCUGGUAUUUUGAUUUGUUACAUUUCCUGAAUGAUCAGGAUACACCAAGGCAGUCUAGGAAUACCAUGGAGGAAAAUGAAGACUCGCAAAUUGACGAUCCGCCAGAACAGGUCAGAAAAAAAGUAUAAAACAAUUGGGCAAACUCCGGCAGUUUCACGCAUCAUCCCACAGGAAGGUGAACAACAUCAACAGACACACGCCAGUCAAGGCCUUGCCCACUCUUCCGCUGCAAACUACAUGUCAACAAUUCAACCCAACUGAAGUACUAGCGUGCAUUUUCGUUCAGCUUAGCCUAACUUUUGUGAAACACUAAUGUUACUUUUAAGGUUCAUAUAAAUCUUUUAUAGACAAUAGCAUUAUGGUAUUAUCAAUAUUGUUAUAUGAUUGUAAUUAGCAAUGCUUAAUAAUAAAAUAAACAAUUAAAUAAAUAAUUAAAUAAAUUUUUACUUACCUUCAAGUACUCAUUCUUCAGCACCUUGUAGAUAGCUUCACAUGUUUCGGGAAUGAUUUCACUUAACGCUUGUUUCGAUAUAAUUGCUGUGAAUUCCAGGUCUUUGUAAC